AUCCAAACGUGAGUGUGGAAUUUCCUCUUGCACUGCCUACAUGGCAGAUGAUAUCCUUUGUGGAGAAAUCUUUACAUGAAAGUGAAAUAAAAACAGACUGGAUAGAUGGUGUUGUUGUUGGCAUGCAUGUCUUGAAAGAUGAACUAGAGGGUAAAAAGUUCACGACAACUAAAUUGGUGUUGAUUAGUGACUGUGCUGGUGAUGUUGAUGACCAAUAUGUUGAUGGAAUAAUAUAUGAGUUGAAUUCCAUGAAUGUUUCGUUUGUUGCCAUAGGUCCAGAUCUGAUACCAAGUGAUGAAGUUAGUUACGGUGAUGAAAGCAAGAAUCUGAAAAUUGGUCAGUGUACAUCAGGAGCUGUUCUGGCCAAAAUAAUUGAUGAGGUUAAUGAGUCUAAGGUGUGCAAUUUUAAUGAUGCAAUAAAGCAUCUGUUGCACCUGCAGAAGAAGAGUGUCAAACCAAACCCAUGGAAUAUAAUCUUGGAGAUAGGGCCAGGCAUCCGUAUACCAUUGACUGGGUACCGCAAAAUUUCUGAGGACACGUUACCCACUAGGGACAAAGACAGCAAUAGUGCGACGAAUGUGCGAGAAACGAGUUACUUCUUGAAUCCCGAUGCCGAUGAUGAAGACAACAUGGCUACAGGAGAAGCAGUCGAUGAAAAAGAUGUGUGUUCUGCCUACUUUCUUGGAGCAACCAUUGUGCCCACAAGUGAGGUGGACGAACAGGCAAUGUCAUAUAGUUCUCCAGCAAAGUCACUGACUGUGUUGUGUUUCACAGCGGCAGAGAAUGUGCCUCAGUACCUGUUCAUGGGCAAUGGUGUCCUGUACUUCACCCUCCAAAAUGGCAGAACAGAGGCAGGCUCUGCAUUCUCUGCUGUUAUCCAAGCCAUGCAGAAUUUAGGUAUGGUAGCUGUUGUUCGAAGAGUUUAUGAGAGUAACUAUGACCCUUGUGUGGGUGUACUCUUCCCAAAGAUUGAAGACGGAUUCGAGUAUCUCGUAUACACAGAGCUACCAUUUGCAGAGGACGUUCGUGAUGACUUGAUUCUUGAACCGUUGGAUCGAGAGAUAAAUGCACUGACACCUGAGCAACUAAAUGUUGUAGAUGAACUGAUUGAUUCCAUGGACUUAAUGGGUGCUUUACCAGAUGGAACUGAGGCAUUUAAAUCAAAUGAGAUAACUAAUAUAACUCAUCACAAAUGGUUCAGUUGCAUUUCCUACCGUGCCUUACACCCAGGAGAAAAAAUACCACCUAUGGUGGAAGAAAUAAGAGAGUUUGUUACUAGCCCUUUUGUCGAUUCAGGGCAUGUCAAUGACAUAAUCCUGAAAAUGAAAAAGACAUUCGACUUGAAGGAAGUAGUGCGGCGGCGGCGUGAAAAGGACUCUACUGACGUGAAACAAGCAGUUACAAAUGGCACAGAAUCUGAGAAACCAAAGGAUUUUGACCAGCCUGGAACAUCUGCUAUGAGCACUUCACAAGCAGCAAAGCCAAGUGGGUUUUUAGCUCACGGUAGAGUGAAGGUGGUUGGAACCACAAACCCGGAGAGUGAUUUCCAGGAAUUACUAAGUCAAGGAAAACCAUUCUCCCAAGCAUUCAACAGUAUGAAGAGUGCAAUAGAGAAGCUUGUGGAACGUUCAUUCUCACCCCAGCAGUAUCAGAAGGCCCUCUCUGCUGUCAAAACUCUCAGGAGUAAAUCUGUGGAAAUAGAACCACUCUUAUAUAAUGAGUGGAUCACUCAGCAUAAGAAAAUGCUCAAAAUGUUGAUGAAGGAAGAAUUCUGGAACAUGAUUGUUGCAGCAAAACUUGGUCUCAUAUCAUCCUCCGAGUCCGUGAGAAGUUCUGUGAGUGAAAAAGAAGCGAAUGACUUUUUCAGUGCAGAUGUUAGAGAGUCCAUAAAGAGUGAAGAUGAUGGCUUUCAAGAUGAAGAUGAUUUACUCAUGGCAUUGUGAAGAGUGCCUGGAGCACCAUAGCCAAGAUAAGAAGAAAGACAGAGGAUUUUUUCUUUGUGAUGAAAACAAGAUAAUUCUUAUGUCAGUGUUACCAGUUGUUCCUAAUCCCCAAAUGCAGCAGUAUAUUUUGAAGGUGUAAAACUAUGCAAAUAAAACUACAUAUUAUUUU
Schistocerca piceifrons (Central American locust) is the source of this 2112-nucleotide messenger RNA. It is a transcript of the gene Ku80, whose product is annotated as X-ray repair cross-complementing protein 5. The record is from RefSeq and is a predicted model, not a curated record. Gene Ontology annotation, cellular component: Ku70:Ku80 complex; nucleus. The coding region runs from base 48 to 1943 and encodes 631 amino acids. NCBI's taxonomy places the organism in Eukaryota, Metazoa, Arthropoda, Insecta, Orthoptera, Acrididae. Gene Ontology annotation, molecular function: telomeric repeat DNA binding; double-stranded DNA binding; damaged DNA binding. Gene Ontology annotation, biological process: cellular response to X-ray; DNA recombination; telomere maintenance. The transcript has 13 exons.